Lineus longissimus is the source of this 2128-nucleotide messenger RNA. RefSeq names its product solute carrier family 35 member B1-like. The coding region runs from base 90 to 1127 and encodes 345 amino acids. Gene Ontology annotation, biological process: UDP-galactose transmembrane transport. Gene Ontology annotation, molecular function: UDP-galactose transmembrane transporter activity; UDP-glucose transmembrane transporter activity. Gene Ontology annotation, cellular component: endoplasmic reticulum membrane; Golgi membrane. The transcript has 7 exons. NCBI's taxonomy places the organism in Eukaryota, Metazoa, Nemertea, Pilidiophora, Heteronemertea, Lineidae. The record is from RefSeq and is a predicted model, not a curated record.
UCGAGUCGAAUUGAAGUUUGGCCAUAUUUUGUAUAAGUUUACAAAAUAACGACAAGAAAUGUGGCUGUGGUUGAUUGGUACAUGUCUGCAUGAGUUCACACGUCACUGUUCAAAUACCGGUUGAUGUCAUCUCAAGAGAGGGGACAAAGUCACAUAAUAUGGAGCCGUCAAGAAGAAACCUGGUGAUUUGUUCACUGGGAAUCUUCGUGUGUUAUUUCUAUUAUGGAAUUCUGCAGGAAAAGAUAACAAGAGGGAAAUAUAUGGUUGGAGAGAAGACGGAGAGAUUCACAUAUACUUUGUCAUUGGUCUGUGUACAGUGUAUCAUCAAUCUUCUAUUUGCAAAGUGUAUCAUUUACCUCAGUGCUGGCAGCAGCGAUGCUGAAAGAGACAACACUCCCAAAAAGAUGUACGCUACCUGUGCAGUGACGUAUCUUUGUGCAAUGUUGGCGAGUAACCAUGCUCUACAGCAUGUCAAUUACCCAACCCAGGUUGUUGGCAAGUCAAUCAAACCAAUUCCUGUGAUGAUCCUGGGUGUACUGUUGGCCAGGAAGAAGUAUCCUCUCCAGAAGUACAUGUUCGUCCUCAUGAUUGUGGUGGGGGUGGCAUUAUUUAUCUAUAAGGAGAGCAAGGGAACAAGCAAAUCGAGCGGCCAGUCCAUCUUGGGGAUUGGAGAGAUGCUACUGUUGCUGUCUCUGGCCCUUGAUGGGUUUACCGGUGGCAUCCAGGACCGUAUUCGUGCCAACUAUCGUACCCACGCCCACACUAUGAUGUUAUACAUGAACUUCUUCAGUGCUCUCUUGUUGAUGACAGGUGUGCUGGUGACAGGCGAGGUAUUCAACUUCGUUGCAUUUGUGUCACGUCAUCCGACCAUUCUUAUCCAUAUGCUCUCAUUCAGUGUAGCGAGUGCAUUGGGACAGAACUUCAUCUUCCUGACGGUUGCCAACUUCGGCCCUCUAGCCUGCUCGAUUACAACGACAACCCGCAAGUUCUUCACCGUCCUUGGAUCUGUCGUUAUCUUCGGCAAUGUCCUCGCGGGGCGGCAGUGGGUUGGCACUGGUCUCGUAUUCAGUGGAUUGAUCUUGGACAAUUUGUACGGAAAGGAGCAAAAGACUGUUAGACCUUGUUGAUCGAUGGCAUUUGGUGUUGGAUCUAUUUUGAGCUUAGGUUAUGUCUGCCAUGUGAUUGCUGUUGAUCCCUUGCUGUGUGGAGCUUGUACUGGCGUCUGACUCUCCAUCCGUGGGUUGUGGGUUCAAACCUGGCCCGGUCCAAACUUUGCACUUCAAGGGUAGUGAUGUAUGAGCUUCUCCUAACCCUGAAGUGCCUCUGUGGAGACGUAUGAUAGUUGGCAGCAGGUCCGGGUCAAGUGUUCCGUGACCAUUUUGCCUACAACCGCCAGUGGGUUUACCAUAUUUAUUCAUGUUUUAGCUGUAUAGAUUCCAGAGGAGGGUUACUGAUUCCGACAAACUUCAGGCAAGUUUGUCAAGGCAGUUUUACUAUUAUUCCACAAUCCAAUUCGCAAUGUUAUCUUUUCCAAUGUAGUUUUGAAAUAAUCAGUUAUGUGUGUGUACUUAAACUUGCCUUCACAUGACAAAUCAAGAUAUACGGGUGUGAGAUUUACAUCUGGCCAGGGAAUUAGUCCACCAAUGAUCAGAUGCAUUCCUUGACAUAAUCAUCAUGGUUUUCAUUUGAUCGAAGAACUUCGUAUCCUGAACAAUGCCUCAUUUGGAGCGGUACCAUCCAGAAUAUACAUUUCAAUAGCAAUAUUGAUCUGUAUCCCAUCAGCUGAUAUGGGUGUUGAGUUGUUCGUGGAAACGUUUAACAUUUUGGUGCUGUUUGUUUAGGUUGAUUGAUCAUACUGGGUGAGAUACCAACAGUAGUACUGCAUGUAGUAUGCUGUUAUGACCUUCUCCAUUGUUAGUUACUGCUAGUCUGGUAGUUGUCGUGUAUGUGAUUGUAGGCUUCCUCUCUUUUGCUUUUAACUUCAUAUUUUCAUUCUUCUGAACUGGGAAGGCCCAUUGGGGAUUGUGGGACUCUGGUUAGGUUAUGUCAGGGCCAGUUAGGUUUCCAACUGAGUUGGAUACUUUUGACCAAUUGUUGUAGAUGUGAAGAGAUUGUGGUUUCAUGAAAA